Molecule: messenger RNA, 3720 nt
Organism: Lethenteron reissneri (Far Eastern brook lamprey)
Lineage: Eukaryota; Metazoa; Chordata; Hyperoartia; Petromyzontiformes; Petromyzontidae
Product: bcl-2 homologous antagonist/killer-like
Biological process (GO): intrinsic apoptotic signaling pathway in response to DNA damage; regulation of apoptotic process; extrinsic apoptotic signaling pathway in absence of ligand
Cellular component (GO): mitochondrial outer membrane
Molecular function (GO): porin activity; BH domain binding
Source: RefSeq, a predicted model, not a curated record
UUUUCGUUGAGUGUCCGGCCUAGAUUGUCCACAUCUUGUCUCGUGAGGCGUUGCGGCUAAGUUGUAAGAGGGUUAAAAGUUUUUACUUUUAACAAAUCCCCUACCUAACGUACCUCAGUUUAUUGAUUGUGUCUUAUAGAUACAUCUCCUUGUGUGACAUUCCGUGUUUUUAACGCCGAUCUUCGGUUGUUGGUGGUCGAUUUGAGAAGAAGACGCCGUUGGAACUUGAGAAAUUGAGUGUGCCCUGGUGUGUCCCGGUCUCAAGACGUGAAAUGGCGAGUGGAGGCGACGGAGAUGGGGACGAUGGGUUUUUUCCGCCACCGACGCCGCCGUUCCAGAAAACACGCCGUCCGUCCACCCUGUUGCCGGACACCGAGGAGAGUGUGACCCAGCAAGCGGAGGAUGUGUUCCGUAGCUACGCGUACCACCGCUUCCAGACCGAAGCUCAGCACGAUGCCGAGAACGGCCUCUUCACACCGGCGAUGCCCGAGAUCAUGGAGUGUCAGCAGAACCCACUAAGCCCGUCCAUGCACGUCGGAAGGCAGCUGGCCAUCCUGGGAGACGACAUUAACCGACGCUACGAGCCGGAUUUCCAGCGCAUCCUCUCUCAGCUGCAACUCACGCCUGAGACAGCGCACCAAUGUUUCAACAAAGUGGCUGAGGGGCUGUUUGCGGACGGAGUGAACUGGGGCCGUAUCAUCGCCCUCAUGUGCUUCGGUUACCGUUUGGCGGUGACGGUGUUUGAGCGCGGAAUGCGCGGCUUCUUUGGCCGCGUCGUCAGCUUUGUCACCGGAUUCCUGCGCUCCAGCCACACAAUCGCACUGUGGAUCGUGAGCCAGGGAGGAUGGAUGGCUGUCAUGCGGGUCGGAAAUUCAAACAUUUGGAUGUUUGGAGCAAUCAUCACCUUGACCGUCCUCUUUGUGGUGCUGAAAAACAAGUAUUCUUCAUCCUGAGAAGACCUGGGCUUUGCCACCACCACCACCACCACCACCUCCUCUUACUCUCUCCCUGUUUUUUUGUAUUUUUGUUUACCUAACAAACGUCUACCUUAAUCGGACAGGUUGGUCAAACGCAGGUUUCCUCUCGCUCUACGUGGUAGUAGUAGAUGCGUUCCAAAAAAAAAGGGGGGGGGCACAAAGCGAAACCGCACGAGGAGACGGCUGCCUGCCGAGUAAUGCACUCGGUCCACACACACACAAUGGUGUAUCUGUGUGUGUGUGUAUCUCUGUAGAUUUCUGUGUGGGUGUGUAUCUGUGUGUGUGUGUGUGUAUCUCUCUGUGUGUGUGUGUCUCUGUGUGUGUGUGUAUCUCUGUGUAUAUUUCUGUGUGUGUGUAUCUCUGUGUGUAUCUCUGUAGAUUUCUGUGUGCAUCUGUGUGUGUGUGUAUCUCUGUGUAUAUUUCUGUGUGUGUGUAUCUCUGUGUGUGUAUCUGUAUAUUUCUGUGUGUGUGUAUCUCUGUGUAUAUUUCUGUGUGUGUGUAUCUCUGUGUGUGUGUAUCUCUGUAUAUUUCUGUGUAUGUGUGUAUCUCUGUGUAUUUCUGUGUGUGUGUAUCUCUGUGUGUGUAUCUCUGUGUGUGUAUCUCUGUAUAUUUCUGUGUGUGUGUGUGUGUGUAUCCCUGUGCGAGACAGCCACCUGCCUAGUAGCGUGCACAGUACACGCCGUACACGCACGUUACAUGCAGUACACACACACGGUACAUAAUACUGUCCCACGUCCGACCGCAUAGCCGCAUGUCGAAAUGGGUUUUGGCCGCGCGUGCAGAACGCAAAAUCGCAAAAACCCAAACCCGCGUAGAGCGAGGUAAUCCUGCAGCUGUUCCCUGAAGCGACGGACAUCAGCUCACCGGAGUUGGCGUUUGCGCGUGAAUAUUCGGACUGCACGUGUGAAGCACAGCGCGCUGUUCACGCAGCGUAGCGGCGCGGGACGUGGCGCUUGAGCCUCUCCGUUUGCUGGGAGGCGACGCAGGGAAUUGCCACUCGGGCGUUUGCGAGUUUGGUUUCGGUGGCCCCUUGCCCUAAUGGCAAGUGAAUGCGUUAGGAAAGAAAUGGUGAGGGAAAGCGGGGGGGUGGGGGGUUGGAAACGUAGCCGACCGUGGCUGUCUUGUAUACAUAGGCAAAUGUGUAUAAAUGCCGAGGUGGAAAUGUUAAAAAAAAAAAGUUUAGCGUCGAGGGCGUUUUUUUUUUCUUCUAUCAAACGACAGAAAUUGCCGCCAAACCUUUCGCCCGAUGAAAACACGGGCGUCGAAAUCUACCACGGUGCUAAACCCAUUCACAACGCAAUAUGAAUAUGUGCAAUGGACUGACCCUUUAUAUAAAUUGCACAAGCGCCGUCAAAAGCCAUUCAAAAUCACGCCGUCUUGCCUGAACAUUCCACGUUAACCGUUUUAACGCUUCAAGGGGGAAAGCAUAUCGUGGACUUCCCGCGCGCGGAUCAAUGGUGUUUCCUAUUUGGGAUGACGCCCCUCUAGGUACACAAUCCGGGACAUGUGCGCAGAAGAAUAUCUCACAGUAGCAGGAGCGUUGGGGGGUGGGGGGGGAAAACGAGACGUUAUUGUAUUGAGUGGUGCAUCAUGAUGUUACUGACAAGAACCAGGAUAGUCUUGGGAAGACAAUAUCCCUGGACAGAAGCUUCCACGAAUAAAAGGAAAAGUUCUAGGAAAACCAGGACAAGGUUGGCAACACUAAUAACGGAUGUGCAUCGGUAUUCCUGCGGGGACAGGUUCAGUGGAAUUUGGUGGCAUUCAAAUUGGGUUCUGAUGAAGUCUGUAUGGGACAGUAUGGAAUUCCAGUGGGGAAUUGGAAGCGUUCCGAUGUAAACGUACGUCGUGUUUUUAGUGGGAGCAAGUCGCGUGCGAGCGCGAAGAUUAUGCAAGAGGGUGUUGAGGCUUAAAGAUAUCUUGUGUAACAAUACGAAAAAAACUUUAGCGUUCGGAUGUGUGUGGGGAGAGGGAGGGGGUGAAUGUCUUGUCUCUUAAAUGUUUCUAUAGAACCCUUUGUUUUUACGAGUACCGGUUGCAUUGCAUGCAAGCGUUAAACUUUCAUUACUUUGUAUCAAUAACGUGGAAUGAUUGGCGUCGCGCGGAGAAAAAAUAACUUCUGAGCCCAGAAACCUCUGCAAUAGAUUUGGGUUCAAGCCUUUUGGGGUUGAAUCUCUCUGAAGGGUUCGUAAUGGUCAUGUCAGAGCCGCUGAGCCGUUAAACCCCCUCAAAGUCUUGGGUUGGAGCCCCUGGGUGGAAUGGUGAUCUUCUUAAAAUCCUAUCUUUAAACCUGGUGGUAACGCAACUUGAAUUGGGCCAUAACCGACAGACUCUGGGGGGGCUACAAAGUUAGAGAGAAUAUCCCUAAUGCAGUGUGACUGACCCAAGGGAACGCAGCCUCGAUGGUUCCUUAUUCUUUGACGGGUCCCCAAAAAAAAAGACCAAAAAAAACCCCAACAAAAUAUGAAAGUAAAUUAUUACAAUUGCAAUUCCACUAACUGUUAAAGGAGUGUGUAAGAUAUUUAAUUUUUCAGAAUGUCUGCAUGCCUUUUUAAAAUUUGCGCUCCGUUUUAUAAAUUAAAUGUAACGUGUACAUUUGUUUUUAAAAGCGCGUAGUCAAGCGGGUGCUCGUGACGGUGAUGUCGUAUUUGAAUCGCGACGAUUGGCACGCGCUUGCGCGUACAUUUUUUUUUCUCUGGGCUGGUGGAUUUAUACACGGGAAGAAAAAUAAAGACAAUCAAUGAGG